Manihot esculenta (cassava) is the source of this 1919-nucleotide messenger RNA. RefSeq lists its product as uncharacterized. The record is from RefSeq and is a predicted model, not a curated record. NCBI's taxonomy places the organism in Eukaryota, Viridiplantae, Streptophyta, Magnoliopsida, Malpighiales, Euphorbiaceae. The transcript has 2 exons. Bases 479 to 1678 code for a protein of 399 amino acids.
CAAAGUCCCACUCACCUAUUCCCCUAACUACGUUCUCUCUCCCUUCCCUCUUCUCUGUUUUUUUCUCUCUCGCAUUCUCUCUUUCUUCUCUCUCUGUUGAGGUUAGGGUUUUUGAUCUCGUUUCGCGAUUCUUGGAUUCUACAUCGACGUUCAACGGAUCAAGAUUAUAUGCUUUGUGUUUGGCUUGGAUAACUUACUCAAGCUAGACUGCAAAUCGUUUUGGAGUGUGCAUAGUGGAGUUGGCUUUUUGCCAUUUGAUGUGUGUGGGUUUAUCAUUACUGGAGUUGAAGGGAAGGUGUGAUUACCCUGGACGACUUUGUUUGGUUAGUUUUCAGCCUGGACAAGCCACACUCCAGUAUUAUUUUGGAGACUACUCUUAUUCAAAAUUAAUCCUGGGAAGGAAGUGUAUACAGCACCAGAGGAGGAUUCCUUGUAUCCAUGCUGGCAGAGAGCAUGCGUGGAAUUUGUGCUUCGGGUAAUGCCCCUGACGAGAUUUGCUACCGAUGCACUCGGUGUGGUUACAAUUUGUCUAGUUGCUCUACUGGUUCUUCUUGGUUUGCUUUGCAUUGUCUACUCAUUUUACUUCCGCUCUCGCAUUCGUAAUCAAGGCCUCAUUCAACUCUCUUAUUUUAGUGGUCCUUGGAUUAUCCGAAUCACAUUCAUUUUGUUUGUAAUCUGGUGGGGUUUUGGUGAGAUUAUACGGUUAAGUUUAUUGAGGCGUGACGGAAGAGUGUUGAAUGCCCUAGACUUGAAAUGGCAGGAAACUGUUUGCAAAGGCUACAUUGUCUCAAAUAUGGGUUUUGCAGAACCCUGUCUAUUCCUCACCCUUGUUUUUCUCCUUCGUGCACCCUUACAGAAUAUGGAAACAGGAAUUCUAAGCCGAAAAUGGAACAGAAGAACAGCAGGAUAUGUUCUUCUUUAUUGCCUUCCCAUUUUUGCCCUUCAGCUCUUCAUCAUUCUAAUUGGACCACAGUUGCGCAAGAAUAAAGGCUCCUUGCAAAAAUUGCCCCAUUAUUUUACAAGCACAGUUAUGAUAGAAAAUGCUGCUGAUGUUAUUGCCCUCUGCACUUACCCUUUACUAAAUACCAUCCUCCUAGGGCUUUUUGCCACCAUACUAACUGUUUACCUGUUUUGGCUUGGAAGGCGGAUAUUGAAAUUGGUCAUCAACAAGGGAUUGCAGAAGAGAGUCUACACAUUAAUAUUCUCUGUUUCUAGUUUUCUCCCAUUAAGGGUUCUUCUACUUGGGCUUUCAGUUUUAUCUAAACCAGAGCAUAUUCUGUUUGAAGCUCUUGCUUUCUCAGCUUUUCUUGCCCUUGUAUGUUGUUCUGGGGUUUGUAUUUGCAUUCUCGUGUACUGCCCAAUUGCAGAUUCUUUGGCCCUGGGGAAUCUUCAAGACGUGGAGGCUAGGAGAAGAAUUAUUGAUGAGCACAAUGACACUAUGUCUCUCAUUGCUAACCAAAGUCAUCUUGAAGAAAGCAGUCGUUUAAGCCCUGGGAGAAACUCUGAUGCCUCUACCAAGCGUGGAUCCAUUUCUUUUCGAACUUAUGAGAGGGAUGGAGCUUCAACUGGGCCAUUUGUGGAACUAAGUCUCUUCUCUCCUAGUCAAGAUGCAACCCCACCAGGAUCCCCUCCACUUGGUUGGCCUAUGCGUCCGCCAAGGCAAGCACAGGGAUACUAAAAUGCGGGCAAGGAACUAAGUACUCUUGGUGAAUAUCAAUUUUGUGGUAAAGAAAAACUGAUUGUAAAGGGUUAGUUUCAAUAAGAAUUUUAUUCAUGGUUUGUUUUUCUAAUUUUAGAUAUGGUCAUGGUUGUUUUGGUUAAUGAAUUUAUGAGCCCUUUUUUUACCCUCCCUCCUGUAACCUUUAUUCCUAAUUUUCUCAUGAAUCUCUGUUCUAAUGAAAGCAAAUACAUUAUGAUUA